This is a messenger RNA of Phyllotreta striolata, 2366 nucleotides long. NCBI's taxonomy places the organism in Eukaryota, Metazoa, Arthropoda, Insecta, Coleoptera, Chrysomelidae. The record is from the annotation of a GenBank genome assembly.
UUAGUUUAAAAUUUUUAUAUUUUCUUAAUUUCUAAUAAACUUAUUAUUCUUAAAAAGAACUACAUAAGAAGAGAGAAAUUAUCAUUCGAAAAUGUUCACUCGACACAUUCUCAGCAAAGUCCAACGUACAAAUCGCAUUCCCAAGUGCAACAAAUCCACUUCAUCCUGGAAGUUUCCCGAACUGAACGCGAAACUCCUUUGCGAUUCGAUCGACCAGGAGAAGAUCGAAGAAAACAUUCUACGCAGAAAAGGCGUGGGAAAUAUAAAAUUAGUGCGCGAGUUAACCAAUCAAUUAGAACGCAAACAAACCGGUACUGAAGACUUCGAAGCACUCCGAACACAACUCGCCCAAGAACUGUUAAAAAUCCCCAAUCGAACGCACCCCGACGUCUUCGAUUACGGCGACAAACCCAAAUUAGUGAAGCUAGUCAACGAUAAACGAACGUUCACCGAUACUCCGUUAGAAUUCAGCCAAAUAGCGAAAAAAUUGAAAAUGGUAAGGACAGAACACUUGGGCAACGUAUCCGGCAGUAGAAGUUAUUACAUUUUAGGUGAAUUGGCCGAAUUAGAGCAAGCCCUGCUCGAUUAUUUUGUACAUGAACUCAUUCAAUCUGGCUUCGAAUUCGUUUCCGUUCCCGAUAUCCUACCGAGAACGGUAAUCGAACGGUGCGGAAUGACCACGAAGGGCGACAGAAAUCAGGUAUACACGUUGGAUUCGAAGCUCCACGAGCCAGACUUGUGCCUAUCCGGUACCUCCGAAAUGGCCUUGGCUGGAUACCUCGCCGGAGAAACGUUCAAAGAGGCCGAUUUACCGAAAAAACUAGCGGCGCUAAGUCGAUGCUACAGAGCUGAAAUAUCCAGCACUGCGGAGGAAAGGGGAAUAUUCAGAGUUCACGAGUUCACGAAAGUGGAAAUGUUCGUUGUAACCGCUCCGGAAACCUCAGAUGGAGCUCUGGAAGAGAUACGAACGUGGGAAGAAGAGAAAUUUAAAGCUCUCGGCCUCCAUUUUCAAGUGCUCGAUAUGCCCCCGCACGAAUUAGGGGCGCAAGCUUAUAGAAAGUACGACAUCGAAGCCUGGAUGCCCGGCAGGGGGAUGUACGGGGAGAUUUCCAGUUGUAGUAAUUGCACCGAUUACCAAUCGAGAAGGUUGGAUAUUAAAUACGAAAGAAAGGAUGGUAAAUUGGAUUACGUACAUACUUUAAACGGUACUGCUUGUGCUAUUCCGAGGCUUUUAAUAGCUUUGGUGGAAAACGGGCAAAACCAGAAAGGUUUCAUCGAAUUGCCAGAUAUUAUCCAGGAUUAUAUGCGAGGAAAGAGAUCCAUAUCGAAGCAGAAAAGUAUACCCGAGUUGAAAUUAAUAAAGAACAAAAAAUAGGCGUAUUUUCAAAUUAUUUUUCGUAUUUAUUGUUUUAACACCUUAUACGUACAUAACUUACAUUUAGAAUAAUUUAAUUUAUUUAACAGUAAGAGGUAAACGUAAAUCUAGAAUCUUAAUUAACGGGAAAAAUAGACGUAAUUUUAUGGUAUAUUUACAGGUAUGUACACGUUAAAUUAUCGUUUAAUGGAAAAAUUGUGGUUACCGAUGAGUUUGGGAUUCCCCCAUCGGUGUUUUUUUUGACACAUAGAUUUACAGGGUGGUCCGUAAGUAAUGACACAAACUGAAAUGGAAGUUUCUCUACCUCAAAAUAUCUUUUUUAUUUCCAGUAUUUUACUAAAGCAAGUUGGCUCAGAUCGAAAUAUUUUGAGCUCGGGAAUCUUCCAUUUCAGUCAUUUGGGCCAUUACUUAAGGACCACCCUGUAUAUAUCGCUUGUAAAUCGUGCUCACGGGAUACAAACAUUUCGGCUAAUUACAAUUAGUGCAUAGAGUCUUUAUUAAUUCUUUUUUCUGUUCUAAUAAAAUCGAUGUCGCGCCACAUUUACAACCUAUCUGGUACUUUUUAAAUUAGAAGUCUCGAUAGGUGGAAUCACAGCCGAAAUGGGCUGUUUGACUAGAGGAAUCCGGGCCAGAUGCUUCAUCUGUCUAUUUGUCAGUACAGCCGUUUCUUUUUUCUCGCUAUAUUUCCAGAUUCCCGCGCUUUAUUUAAGCAGUUUCCUCGAUAAAUCGAUGAAAAAACCGAUUAAAUACAAGCUAAAUCUGUAAUUACUUUAGACGAAAACGCUAAGCGAAGACCAGAGCUUUACUUUAACCAAGAAUUUUGGGACUUGGGACACUUUGGGACAUGAUGAUUAGGUUCUAGGAAGCUUUGGGUCUUGCUUAGGAAACGUUUUCGAAGGAAGAGCUUUGCAAUCCCUUAAAGCGAGCAAUCUUAGCCUAUAAUACUCCUAAUUAACUGCUUACUCUCGACAAUAACAAGCUUUUCAAGCGU